Orbilia oligospora ATCC 24927 is the source of this 378-nucleotide messenger RNA. RefSeq lists its product as uncharacterized. Gene Ontology annotation, biological process: protein insertion into mitochondrial inner membrane; protein import into mitochondrial matrix. The record is from RefSeq and is a predicted model, not a curated record. The transcript has 4 exons. The coding region runs from base 1 to 378 and encodes 125 amino acids. Lineage: Eukaryota; Fungi; Ascomycota; Orbiliomycetes; Orbiliales; Orbiliaceae. Gene Ontology annotation, cellular component: TIM23 mitochondrial import inner membrane translocase complex.
AUGCCAGUUCCUGUUAAUAUGCCAACUGGUGGUGGGGCAGGUCAACAUGGCCCCUCCACCUUCGACAAAAUGAAACUCGGUCUAAUGAUGGGAACUUCUGUCGGUAUGAUCAUUGGCUUCAUCUUUGGCGGUUACAACAUCUUCCGCUAUGGUGCCGGUCCCAAUGGUGUCUUUAGGUCUUUGGGCCAAUAUAUGGCCGGUUCUGCUGCCACUUUCGGUUUCUUCAUGUCGAUUGGUACCGCAAUCCGUACACAACCGUAUGACGAACGAAGCACCUACGCUUUCUCCCAGGCUCUAAGAAGACAACAGAAAUACGGCUUCGGACCUAGGCCAAUGGUUGUUCCUGUUGAGAAGGUCGAGAGACGCAAGUGGGAUUAA